Anthostomella pinea is the source of this 414-nucleotide messenger RNA. Lineage: Eukaryota; Fungi; Ascomycota; Sordariomycetes; Xylariales; Xylariaceae. The record is from the annotation of a GenBank genome assembly.
AUGACGAAGGUCAACGCAGGUAUCGCCAGCUCGCGGCGCAAGUCGAGAAAGGCUCACUUCAGUGCGCCCUCGAGCAUUCGCCGCAACAUCAUGAGCGCGCCCCUCAGCAAGGAGCUGCGUGAGAAGUACAAUGUCCGCAGCAUCCCGGUCCGAAAAGACGACGAAGUCACCAUCGUCCGCGGAUCCAACAAGGGCCGCGAGGGCAAGGUGACCUCGGUCUACCGUCUCAAGUACCAGAUCCACAUCGAGCGCGUCACCCGCGAGAAGACGUCGGGCCAGAGCGUGCCCCUCGGCAUCCACCCCAGCAACGUCGUCAUCAACAAGCUGAAGCUGGACAAGGACCGCGAGGACAUCCUGGAGCGCAUCAAAGUCGGCCGCGAGCUGCGAACCAAGGGCAAGAACGCCUCCAAAUAA